UGUUUUUAAUUGUGUAUUUUCCACGGCAUACAAUGCGUAUAUUAUUACCAUUAAUAUACCUCACAUGCCUACUAUGGCACACGGCUAUUGCUGACGACGACAAACCAUCAUGGUCUUGGGGUACAAAGGAAGAGAAAAAAGUUGAAGCAUCCACUGAUCAAUCUGAAGAAAAAUCUGAAGCAAAUCCAAGAAGUUUAUCUUACUCAGAUAUUUUAUCAGAUGAAAGUGAACAAUUAGUUUACGUUCAACCCGAACAACUUUUCAAUGCUACCGAAGAAGCUGCUGCAAAUAUUGUUGUGGAUGAAAUCUUACAGAGUGGUCGUCAAGGUAGACAUUUAAAAGAAUACGAUGAAGUUUAUACUGACCCAACCAUUCAAGAAGCAUUACAAAAAGGUGACGAUGUCCAAGCGAGACAUUUAAUUAAAGAACGUCUUUGUAGUUUAGGUUUAAUGCAAUGUGAUAGUAGUGAUUUGGAUCCAAAACAUGGAUCUUAUGUAUCACCUGAUGAACUAAUUUAUGCACAACCGGUUGCUAUUAAACCAGUAGGUGAACCAAUUGCUUCAAUACCUUUACGAGGACCACCACGUGCAAUUUAUCAUCCAUCAAAACCACAUGUACCAUAUGGUUCAGCAAAACCUAUCCCAGGACCACCCCGACGUGGUUAUGGACCUCCACCACCUCCAUCCAUCUACCCAAAUAAACCAAUAUAUUCAUCAGGUUCAAGCUCUGCCUCAUUUCAUGGAUCAUCAUCUAAUCUUUAUGAAGGAUUUGUACCACCAUACAAACCCCAUACAGAAUUUACUCCAGAUCGUCCUUACAAGUUUGAACCUCCCACAAAAGUUUCUGUAAAUUCACCAAGUGGAUCAGCCUCGUCUGAUGUUCAACAACAUGUUCAUCAUCAUUUCCAUCAUGGAGCUGGACCUGAUGGAAAAUUACCUACCGUUAUUGUAAAUAAUCCUGUCCCUGUUCCCUCAUCACCAGUCACCUCUGCUGUAGAAGCUUUACAAAGCAUUAACAAUGGAUAUAAACAACAAAUUUCUUCGUCAACCUUUGACAAUGGAUUCACUGGCAGCAGCAGCUUUUCAACUCUUGGAAGUGGUUCUCAAAGCGGAGUGAAUACCGGUUAUCAAGGAAUAUACGGGAACAAUAAUGCUAAACCUAUUUUUGAAAACUCUGGUCCACAAUCAUUUGGAAACUCAGGAUCAAAUUUAUAUGCAGGUCAAACACAUAGCGGAUUUUAUGGUUCUGGAGCAUCAUCUAACUCAUUUGGCGCAGCAUCAUCUAACUCAUUUGGUGCAUCUGUAGGUUCAUUUGGAAACACAGCUCCAUUUUAUAAAAAAGAAUUAAAUGUAAAUAAAGGGUAUUUGAAUGGAAACAGUCUACAACCAUUCAAUGGUGGCGGGUACGCUGAUAAAUACCAAGGUUUUGAAUCAGCUCGCCAAGAAAAUUUCGAUUGUGUAUGCGUACCCAUAAAUCAAUGCCCAUCUCAAGAUGUUCUUGGACGUAAAGAAGAUUUUUAUUUAAAUAUCGAUCCAAGAAACGUUAAAACUGAUAUUCAAGCUGAAGAAUCAAUUACUAUUACUGAUAAUAAUGGAACCAUGACUGUUGUGAGAGUUCCAAAAGAAUUAUCUAAAGAUGAUCAAGUUGCAGAAGAUCCAAAGACUGACGAAGUUAAGAAAAUAUCUAAACGAGAGGCUGAGAAGAAGACUGACAAACCAGACGAAAAAUCUAAUAUCGAACCACGAUUGAUUGGGGGAUAUCUAGAUGAUAAUUUCAAUGACAUGAAGAAAGUGGUACCCACUUUUGGUGUUUCUUUUGGCUUACCCCAACAAGGCGGAGGCGGUCAUUAUCCAUUAAAUCCUUUUGGUUCUAAUCCUGUUGUGAAUCCUUAUGGAUCCUCAAUUGGGGGCAGCGGAAUCAAUUUAGGGCUAGUUUCAGUAAAUCCUCUCGUGUCUGUGCAAGUUACGAAAGAUGAUUAUGGUAAAAAAGUCGUGAAACCGUUAGUUAAUAUACAUGUUACACCAAAUGAUUUCUUGGUGCAUAAAAUUGAGGAUUUGUUCUUUUAUAAGAAACAGGCUCUCUUUAGUAAACAUGAACAUUAUCACCAACAUCACGGACAUUCAAAACCACAAAUCCAUCACUACCACCAUAGACCUCCUCCAAUUUAUCACUCUAAACCAGUUUAUCAUCAUAAACCUGUUUAUGUUGAUGGCCCUGAAUUUUCUGGACCACCAAUACAUCAUCAUAAACCUAUUUACGUUGAUGGACCUGAAUUUUCCGGGCCACCUAUACAUCAUCAUAAACCAAUUUAUGUGGAUGGGCCUGGAAAUUAUGGCGGUUUAGAGUUUUCUGAGCCGCCACCUGGUGCAAUUGGUAGUCCUGGUUUUUCUCAUGAUGAAUUUCCGUCUUAUGGAGGAGGCGGCCCUUUUCUGUCUAAUGACCUUUUUAAACGAAAUAAUUACAAUCAUACUGUUCCCGGGAAAUUUGUCCCUGAACAGUAUGCUAAUGAGCAUGUCGAAUAUGGAAGAGAUUAUUCAAAUUAUCAAGAAAAUGUUGCAUCUUCCUCGAAUUUCGAGAAUUAUAGACAUGGUAAAAAUUUACUAACAGAUGACGGUAAAUCAUUCGAUCGUGUUGAUAAUACGUAUGGUUCUGCCUCCAUAGUUUCUAAUUCCCAAAAUCCUAGUAAUCGAAUAAAAUUCCCGACAAGUAAAAGACGCCGACGACGUGACACAAGUGAAAUAGACGAUGAAAUUAUUACAAUUUCCAAGCGUCAAGCUUUCUAUCAACCAAAUCAAUGUGGACCCCGUCAUGUGUGCUGUCGAACUCCUCAGAGACCUCAAGUUCCAUUACCAGGAGGAAACGGUAAUAACAAACAAUGUGGUUCCCGCCACUCUAAAGGAAUUAAUGGUCGUAUCAAGAAUCCAGUAUAUAUUGAUGGUGAUAGUGAAUUCGGAGAAUAUCCAUGGCAAGCAGCUAUUUUGAAAAAGGAUUCUCAAGAAAGUGUGUACGUUUGUGGUGGAACACUCAUUGACGAUUUACAUAUUUUAACUGCUGCCCAUUGUGUUAAAACGUAUUCUGGUUUUGAUUUACGAGUACGUUUAGGAGAAUGGGAUGUUAAUCAUGAUGUCGAAUUUUAUCCGUAUAUUGAACGAGAUGUAAUUUCCGUUCAUGUACAUCCAGAAUUUUAUGCUGGAACAUUGUAUAAUGAUUUAGCAGUAUUAAAAUUGGAUAAACCUGUGGAUUGGACACGUUCUCCACAUAUUUCCCCUGCCUGUUUACCUGAUCCAUACACCGAUUAUACCGGUACUCGCUGUUGGACCACUGGUUGGGGAAAAGAUGCAUUCGGUGAUUUUGGGAAAUAUCAAAAUAUUCUAAAAGAAGUUGAUGUACCAAUUAUUAAUCAACAACAAUGCCAACAACAAUUACAAAAUACACGAUUAGGUUUUGAUUUUAAACUACAUCCAGGAUUUAUUUGUGCUGGUGGUGAAGAAGGUAAAGAUGCCUGCAAAGGUGAUGGCGGUGGCCCAAUGGUCUGUGAACGUAACGGUUUAUUCCAAGUUGUUGGAAUUGUAAGUUGGGGUAUUGGAUGUGGCCAACAUGGUGUUCCUGGAGUGUAUGUUCGUGUAGCUCAUUAUCUCAAUUGGAUAAAAGAAAUUACGAGACAGUAUUAAAUACUUUCAAAAAAGACAGAUAUAAUUUAAUAAAAUCAAGUAUACCUAUUUAUUAUUUUUUGUUUUUCACAGAAUGUUAAGUAAAUUUACUUCGGAUGUCUUGCUCAACACAUUCUUUCUUUUUUUUUGUUUAUGAAAAAAAGAAUGCU
Chrysoperla carnea is the source of this 3820-nucleotide messenger RNA. RefSeq lists its product as uncharacterized. Gene Ontology annotation, molecular function: serine-type endopeptidase activity. Bases 33 to 3671 code for a protein of 1212 amino acids. The record is from RefSeq and is a predicted model, not a curated record. Gene Ontology annotation, biological process: proteolysis. Lineage: Eukaryota; Metazoa; Arthropoda; Insecta; Neuroptera; Chrysopidae. The transcript has 6 exons.